AAAUAAUUAAUGUUUUAUACGCCGCUCUGCGAAACUAUUUUCAAAAUGGCCGCGCCCAUGGUUCAUGAAAAAAAAUCGGCAAAUUCUCGUUUUUGUAUAGUUUGUCUUGGGUUUCUUUGGUGUUUUGUCUCUUGUGCAAAUGGAGUAGAAGUAGAGGAUUUUUUUACAAGUGACCAUACCAACAACUGGGCUGUACUGGUGGAUACUUCAAGGUUCUGGUUCAACUAUAGACAUGUUGCUAAUGUGCUCUCUAUUUAUAGAAGUGUUAAACGCUUAGGAAUUCCUGACAGUCACAUAAUUCUGAUGGUCGCGGAUGAUAUGGCAUGUAAUCCACGCAACCCAAGACCAGCAACUGUGUUCAACAAUGCAAAUGAACAAAUUAAUGUUUAUGGAGAUGAUGUAGAGGUUGAUUAUAGAGGUUAUGAGGUGACUGUGGAGAACUUUAUACGUGUGUUGACAGGUAGAUUACCACCAAGUACACCUAGAUCUAAGAGAUUGCUGACAGAUGAACACAGCAAUGUUCUUGUUUACAUGACAGGGCACGGUGGAGAUGGUUUUCUCAAGUUCCAAGAUGCUGAGGAAAUAUCCAGUGUUGAAUUAGCAGAUGCUUUUGAACAAAUGUGGCAGAAACGCAGAUAUCAUGAGGUGUUUUAUAUGAUAGAUACAUGUCAAGCUGAGUCUAUGUUCCAGAAGUUUUAUUCUCCUAAUAUCCUUGCUGUAGCUAGUAGUAAAGUAGGGGAAGAUUCACUUUCUCAUCAUGUUGACCCUGCUAUAGGUGUGUAUGUAAUUGACAGAUAUACUUACUAUGCCUUAGAAUUUCUGGAAAGUGUACAGCCAGGCAGCAAGAAAACCAUGGGGCAAUUUUUUAAAGUAUGUCCACGUGAACAGUGUGUAUCAACUGUAGCAUUUAGGACAGAUCUGUUCAGCAGGGAUCCUAAUAAAGUAUUACUAACGGAUUUCUUUGGGAGUGUUCGUAACAUAGAACUGUUGACAGAGACUGUACCUUUAUCUAACAUAUCACAGGAGGACACUUGCAGUAAAGAGUCUUGUAAACAAAGGGAACAACAGCCGUCUAAAGAAAAGUUGACAUAUGCUAAACAAUUUCCUAUGCCAUCUUGAACCUGGAAAUCUAUUUAACAAUGUUAUUCAAUCAUAAAAAUGUAACACGGAGAAGACUGUGCUUAUAUUAUAUGAGGAAAUAUAUGAUCUGUCUUCAACCAGGAGAGUAUAAAGCAGUAAUGUUGACCAUUCUUACAUUACAUGUAUAAUUGUAGUAUGUAUAACAUACCUAGUCUUCAUUUAACCCUGUCCAUGCUAAAUAUCUUAAAUGGAUUUGUCCAUCUAUCAGUCUAAUCAAACCCAUUUAUUAUUUCAAAAUAUAUACUGACUAGCAAACAGUGAUGACCAUGAUGUGACGUCACUGAUCACAUGGGUAGAUUCUAUAAUCAUCAACAUUCGGAGGGUUAAAUCUUGUAAGAUAAAUCUCAUGUAUUGUUGAGAAAUCCCAUUGCUAAUUAUCUUAUUUUGUUAACACAUUAAUUGUUGAAGUAUUUUAUGUUACAUAGUAUGAUCUUAUAUUAAAAUACAGAAUAUAACUGUAUUGAAAUGAAAUACUGUAUCAUUAACUGCAAGCCUAUAGAAUUCAAUAUGUAUGUGUUAUUGUGAUUACAUACACCUUUUUCUUUUCAUCACUGUAUCAUAUAGUAAAAACUUUUAUAAUUCAACUUGUAUCCUUUUUUGCAAUCAUAGUUUCUACACUGUGAAUAUGUCAUUUAUAUUUUGUUUAUUAAUUUCUUUAUUAUACAUAUGUGCAGCAGUUGCAAUAUGCCAUUUAUAUGAGGGUACAUACCUGCCUGCUGGGGGUGGGGACAAUAUCCUGAUUAUCAGCCUUGUGAUUUCAGAUGUACAUCGAUCUGGGUGGCUGUAAAUAUGGCAUGUAUGGGGUGUUUUAUGAAUGUGUAUGUGUGGGAUUGAUAUUGUGCAAUAUUUAAGUAUUGUAUUUUAUGACAGUUCUUGUUUAGUUAAAUAAAAAGAACAAUGAAAAUAUACGUAUUUUAUAAAAUGUUAGG
Messenger RNA from Ruditapes philippinarum (Manila clam), 2069 nucleotides. Its product is annotated as putative GPI-anchor transamidase. Gene Ontology annotation, cellular component: GPI-anchor transamidase complex. Lineage: Eukaryota; Metazoa; Mollusca; Bivalvia; Venerida; Veneridae. Gene Ontology annotation, biological process: attachment of GPI anchor to protein; proteolysis; protein localization to cell surface. Bases 10 to 1119 code for a protein of 369 amino acids. The record is from RefSeq and is a predicted model, not a curated record. The transcript is spliced from 10 exons. Gene Ontology annotation, molecular function: GPI-anchor transamidase activity.